AUGUAUCGAGAUGAACCAAACGAAAGGGACGGAACACGCAUUUCGGAAAAGGACCGCGUCUUAGCAUGGACGAAAGAUGUGGCAGACAGCAUAGCUGACGAAGCUCCAAGAUCGACAGUCCAAGCACCACACUCCAAAGCUCGGCAUGCAGAACGAGAGCCUCCUAAGGUGGUCGUCAAUCAAAUUAUGACAUCACCAGCCGUGGUCGUCACUCGCGUCAGGCCAGAAUCAACCCCGAAAGAUGACGAUAUCAAAACCAAGGCAAUCAUUGGAACCGUUCUAGGAGCUACAGCAGGGGCUGUUGUAGCCUAUGCCAUGACCAAAAGCCAAAUCGAAACCCUUCGCGUUGAGCAGCAAAAGAGAAUCACCACCAGAACCAUCGAAGCACCAGUCACCUACGACCCAAUUCAAGCAGACAAGGACAGUCACUCAGAGCGUUCGCAUCACUUCUCCCGCUCAGCUACCCGGAGCCAUGUCGAGGCUUCGCAUGCAUCUUCCCACGGAAAGACGGCUCGGUGGUCAAAUUUGAUACCAAUCACUGAAGUGAGAUCCGCCAAAGACGUGCCGUUGCCUUACAGUCGUGUGACUAGCUUGGCAUCCGAGGAGAGAGAAGAAAGCAAGGCGGGAAACUGCUUAAAAUCUCCGAAGGAAAGUGAAGUGGGAGUGACCAUGAACAUGGGUUUCAAAGACCGAGAACAUUGA
This is a messenger RNA of Letharia lupina, 702 nucleotides long. RefSeq lists its product as uncharacterized. The transcript has 5 exons. Bases 1 to 702 code for a protein of 233 amino acids. The record is from RefSeq and is a predicted model, not a curated record. NCBI's taxonomy places the organism in Eukaryota, Fungi, Ascomycota, Lecanoromycetes, Lecanorales, Parmeliaceae.